CUGAGCACAGAUCGGCUUGACGGCCCUGGUUACAUCUCCGUUUUCUGCGAUUUCUAUCACAUUUUAUCUAUGAGUUUCCUCCGUCGCCGUGUCGAUUUUUCUUCAGCACACGUUGAAGGAAGGAAAUACGAGCCAAACAAGAAAAAGUGCAACUGUCUCCCCUCAUAUUUCGACCCAACGGCUCUGCGACGCUGUGGGGUUCGUAGGAAGCAACUGCACCUUUUAUCCCGAAACUUCAUCUUGGUUGCGCUAAUGAGCACAGUUACCUGCACACGGUGAAACUCAAACAUCACAUCUCCUCCAGCCUGGCGCCGCUGUCCCCGGAGUUACAAACCAGUGGAUAAACCGUGUGAGAGCCUCCUCCUCCUCUGUAGUCACCGCCGACAGUCACUGCAGUGGACUUUGUGGGGAAACUGUGGUGUCUUCUUCUCCAUCGUGAGCUAAAGGACUUGGCUGUGUUUCGAGCUAAAAAUGCAUUUUUCCAUACCUGAAACGGAGGUCCGUUCGGGAGAAAAUGGAUCAACAUAUGUGGCCUACAACAUCCACGUCAAUGGUGUGCUGCACUGUCGGGUACGCUACAGUCAACUCCUCGGCCUCCACGAACAGAUAAAGAAAGAAUAUGGCAGCAAUGUGGUGCCUGCCUUCCCCCCAAAGAAGAUCUUCACUCUGACUCCUGCUGAGGUCGAACAGAGACGUGAGCAGCUGGAGAAAUACAUGCAGGCUGUGCGUCAGGAUCCCUUGCUUGGAGCCAGCGAGAUGUUCAACAGCUUCUUAAGGAAAGCACAGCAGGAGACGCAGCAGAUUCCCACAGAAGAAGUCUCUCUAGACAUCUGCCUCUCCAACGGUCAGAAGGUCACAGUCAACAUUCUCACUUCAGAUCAGACGGAGGACGUCCUUGAUGCUGUUGCAACAAAGCUCGACCUUCCAGAUGACCUUGUUGGUUACUUCAAUCUCUUCCUUGUACGUGAAGGUGUGGAUGGAGGUUUAACAUUUGUGCGGAAGCUGCAGGAGUUUGAGCUGCCUUAUGUAUCCAUUACCAGCUUGCGGAGCUCUGAAUUUCACAUACUCCUACGGAAAAGCUACUGGGACAUGGCGUAUGAUGCUGAUGUCAUGGACAACAGAGUCGGCCUGAAUUUGCUGUACGCGCAGACAGUGUCUGACAUUGAGCGAGGCUGGAUACUCGUCAACAAAGACCAGCACAGGCAGCUCAAAUCACUGCAGGAGAAAGGCUCCAAGAAAGAAUUCAUCCAUCUAGGUCAGACUCUCAAAUAUUAUGGUUACAUCAAGUUUGACCCUUGUAUCACCGACUUCCCUGAGAAGGGCUGCCAAGUCAUCGUGAGUGCCGGCAACAACGAGCUCAACUUCCACGUCAAGCUGCCCAACGAACAGAUGAAGGAGGGAAGCUUUAAGGUCACGCGCAUGAGGUGUUGGCGCGUCACGUCUUCACAAGUCCCGAUAGCCAACGGUACCACCAAUCCCUGCAGCUCGUCCAAAUGUGAGGUCAAACUGGAGCUGGCCUUCGAGUAUCUGAUGAGCAAGGACCGCCUCCAGUGGGUCACCAUCACCAGUCAACAGGCUAUCAUGAUGAGUAUCUGCCUUCAGUCUAUGGUGGAUGAACUAAUGGUGAAGAAGUCAGGCGGUAGCAUUAAGAAGAUGCUGAGGAAACGACACAACGGCUCCAUCCACCGGUCAGACAGUCAGCAAGCUGUGAAAUCUCCCCCUCUACUGGACUCGCCUGACCCGAACCGUGAACAAAUCGUCAAACUCUCUACCAAGCUGAGCUCGGUGUCUCUUCGAGGGAUCAGCGCUUCCAACUCGGCAAACGACAUCAGCGGCAAUGAUUUUCACGGUAACUAUGCUUUCGAGGGAAUUGGGGACGACGACCUGUAACCCCUGACUCGCCCUCCUCCCCCCUCUUCACUCCACUGUCAGCGACUGGGACGACAAAGAUUACACGCUGAGCUGAGCCGAGCCGAGCCGAGCGGGCCACACACGCCUCCGAUUCUGCAAGAUUGUAGCUUCUUCCUGGAGAAAUCGCUGCCUUAAGCUCUCAUUUAAUCUUUGUCCUUUCUUUUAGAUUUUUAAAAGCUCGUCUUGAUUUUAGUUUCAAUCAUAUUCAAACUUUGUCCCUGUGAUAUUACACUUGUGGCGACAUACAGUUAAUAGCAUAUAAAGCUGCAGGUACGCAAAUAGGGAUGCUUUUUUUGUACGUUACUGACAAAUUCCUACUUCUGUUUCUUUCACAUGGAUUACUGUUUAAUUUACAGUAUAUUUGAAGUUCUAUAAUGCAGUUAAAUUCAUGAGGUACAAAGUAAAUUAAUAUAUUAUCAACUACAUGAAGAAAACCUGCUAGAUUCUUCCCCCCCCGGUGGCUGCAUGUUCCUUUCCGACCCGAGAGCCAAAUGUUUAGUUAGACCUGGCACUAGUGAUAAACAGCAGAACUGGACAUGGAUAGUUCUCAACACGAGUCCAGUGAAUGUGUUGAAAUUGAUCUCAAAACUGUAGACUAUUCAGAGCAUCUGCUUACUUAUAUGGAUGAUCGAUGUUCGGCUUGGCUAUAUACCAAAAUGUCUUGUUUUUAUACUGUCAGUGAUCCUCUGUGUGUCAUGCUACUCAUGUGCCAAGUCAGUAAAUAAUCUCAGUGGUGUUUUCAGCUUUUAGGUUUGAGGCACAGUCACUCAUACUGCCUUCAGAAAUAGUCUGAUGCCUUAAAGGAGAACUCUGGUGUUUUUCAGCCUGGACUCUAUUUUCCUAUGUUUUUGUGUCUAAGUGACUAAAGCAAACAUUAAUUUUUGAAAAAUUUCCAGUCCUGAGUGGGAGUACUGCAGCCGAGAAACAGGUUGCAAUGUAAUCGCUCAGGGCAGGUGCACUCAAUUGCACUGUCAAUUUAACUAAAAUGCUUUUUUUUUUUUUUUUUUGACUGACGGGCUCUGAUUGUGAUUACAAGUGUCUUGUACCGUUUCGGAAAGGAGUGAAAUGUUUUUUCUGUACCUUUUGCUCGUUGUGGUUUGUUUUGUGUCCAAGUCUCACUCUGAAAUGUCAUGAGAGGAGACUUGUCACAAAAGGAAAACGUUGGAAAUGUUUGUGAGAGUUGAAGAGGAGAGCUGGAUUGUGCUGGAGUACAGAAAGCAUGUUUUACUGUUAACUAAACUACUUGGCUGAACAUUUAGCUGGUUUUGAGCAUGUGAAAAAAAUUGGAGAGAGUUCAGAACGAGGCCUUUUUCUGUGCUUUUCUCUGGUCCUGGUCUGUUUUGUAAUCAAGUAGAACAAGUCAGAUUCUGAUAUCUUGUAGACUUUUUCCACAUUGUCAAAGUUAGCUAUUUAUUUGAGCCAUGACAUUGAAUGUUUUUGUAAAUGAGAGUAAGACACAAUCUCUAUACUCCAACACGGGUCUCACUAACGUCAAGUCUCUUAAUGAAAUCUCGCGAGAGAAGACUUGUUGCAAGAAAAAAAAAGUGGAAACAUUAGACAGAGUUGGAGAGAGAGGAGUGCUGGUAACAGUUUGUUGUGUUGGAGUACAUCUAUAAAAAAAUCUGUCAUGGUUGAAUAUUUAGCUAAUUUUGGGAACAUUAAAAAUCAUUGACCUUUUUUUCUACCUUUCGCUUGUUCUGGCCUGUUUUCUGCCCAUUUCUCACUACAGGAGAUGUUUCAUUCUAAAAUCUAAUCGACUUCUCCACAUUGUCGAAUUCAGCUAAAUCUUCAGCCAUGACAUUGAAUAUCUUUUAGAUGACGGUAAGAUAUGCUUUCUGUAAUCCAUCACAAGUCUCGCUAACAAGAAGUCUCUUUAUGAAAUCUCGCGAGAGGUGGAUUGUUGCAGGACCUAAAUGUCCACCUUCCGAACUUGCGGACUGAGCUCUCAUGUUCAGUCAUACGUUCUGUGACGUGUUCUCUGUCAUCAUGUUAAGUCUGAGAGGGCAGAGACUGCAAGCCGCUCAUACACAGGCUUUGAGUCUGUUUCACCCGUUGCCAUGGAGACAUUUGAGAGACAACUACAGUCAUGUACACAAUGAUUGCUGCUGUCUUAUUUUGUCUGCUCAUCUUUCUAUCCCAGCGGAUAAGAUAUAAAUCCCAUUUUUGUGACUGAACAAAAUGAUAUUCACACUUUUCUAUACAAAAUAUAGGUUACAGGUAGUUUUCAUGAUGUAAUUAAAUGUUUUUUUCUAACACAUAUGAUUCAAGUAACAUUUUAGCACAGUAAUUUAUCAUAAGUUUUUUUUAUCUGCAUUUACAAAAAAAAACCAUGAAGCAUUAUAUCUGUAUUUAUAUGAACUGUGGUUUAAUUAAACCUGCAAAGUCUGGUGAAGUCUGCACCCGACGCAGACUCUCAAAAAGUCUGCAGAAAGUCCGCUUCAGGCCACUUGAGGACUUGAUGAAUUGUGGAUUUGGACAGCCCUCUGCACCUGCAGACUUGCCAUGUGUGCCUGCAAAGUCCGCGAGUCUACAAGUUUGGUGAAGUCCAGAUAUUUGGAUUCAGCCCUUGUUCACACAAGUCACUUAAACACAAAAACGUGGGAAAAUAGGAUCCGGGUUGAAAAAUACCAGUGUUUUUCCUUUAACUCUUACUUUUUGGCCUCGUGGGUAAACUUGUCAUUACCUUAGUUGAAGCUUCAGAUGAACGGUGGUGUCAGCCGGUGUUACCUAGAAUCUUGCAGAACUUGAUCGAUGGUUGAUUUGGCCGAGCUGCUUGCACUUGCUGAACCCAUCAUUUUUGCACAGUAUUACAGGUGGAGAUGAAUGUUUGAGUGGAAGCUCGAGCAUGACUUUUAAAACAUUGUGUGGAGAUUUUUAUUUCCUUCCCAAGGGGCUCUGUAAAAAUCCAUCUAUGAUUUUUUUUUUUUUAAACCAAUUUUUUAAAGGUUUCUCAUGAAUGCCAAAUUAUAGUUUACUAAAGCAUUUUGCACAAAAUAAACAUAAAAAAUUAUGACAAUGUCACUUUUUUAUAUUAUGUACAUGCAAUUAAGUAUUCUGAACAUUUACUAAUAUCUUUAUCAUCAAUAGCUUAUUGUAAUCAAAUAGAUCAAAUGUAAUCUAAGGUGUAUAGAACAAAAGUUUAAAUGGACUAACAUUUAUCAUUGUUUACAUAAUGUUUAGGGGACUUUUAGUUAAAGUGUUUACAAAUUUUGCAUAAGAUUUUUGUUGUUCUUUUGUUGUGCGAGUGAUGUUGUGGUUGGGGAGCAUUUUUUUGGGGGCUUCAGUUCAUUGUAAUUUGUACGUACAUCGUGCCAAUCAUCUCAGAGGAUUUAGCCAAAAAGGUGCUUUGGUAAAGUGUCUAAUGUGAUCACAACUGCUGGAGUGAACAACAAAAAUGAACAUAUCCCGCUGUUUUAUAAGACGUCAUUCCAUUUUUAAUUGCUAUUGAGCUGCGUCUCAGCAAAGCCUCUAAAUGUAAAUCGACCUAUCGACAGCUUUACUCUCACUGGUAGCCACAACUGUAAACAAAAUGUUCUCAUUAUAAAUGUCUCGUUCGUUCACUGCUGUGCUGCUUCUUCUGUCUUCAGUUGCAUUCACGGCAUUUUUGGACGCCACUUUUCAUUUAGAUUUUCUUUAUUCCUGUCAAUACAUGAAAGCUGCGAGGUCCUGGAUGUUAAUAAAUGUGUAGGUGCCAAAUUAAAGUGCAUUUAUCAUCACUUUUACAGAAAAUGUCAGAUUUCAUGAUGAUUGUAUUGACUUGAUUCAUUCCACUACUUUUCAUUUUGAUUUUAGUGGUAAGGUCAGUGACAACUGUCAUGAUGCUAAAAUAAACUCUGAAAUUAGG
Plectropomus leopardus (leopard coralgrouper) is the source of this 5755-nucleotide messenger RNA. The record is from RefSeq and is a predicted model, not a curated record. Lineage: Eukaryota; Metazoa; Chordata; Actinopteri; Perciformes; Serranidae.